AUGAGCAUCACCUCAGAUGAGCUGCUCCAGAACUUUUUCAAGACGGGAAGCACCGUCAGUCUGCCCCGCAUUGACUCCGAGUCGCAGCUGAACGGCUCCGUGGCGCUGGCCCUGGGCCGCGCCAAGCUGGAGGCCGAGGACCGCGGCGCGGGUAACAACGAGGGCCAGCCCGGCUCCGCCACCUGCGGCCCUCGCUCCGAGGGCGGGUCGCGCGGCGACACGCCCACCGCGCACGGGCGGGGCCUGGCGGCGUCCGCGCUGACCGCGCCUGGCCUGCCCCAGCAGCCCGACUUCCCCUCCGGCAACCUGCAGAUCGCGGGGCUGCAGGGCGCAGGCCCCCACAUGGUGCUCAACCCCAACGGCGGGCUGGCGCUGGAGCCGGGCAGCAAGCAGGCGGUGCGGCGCGAGCGGCGCAUGCUGUCCAACCGCGAGUCGGCGCGGCGUUCACGCAAGCGGAAGCAGGAGCACCUGUCCACCAUGGAGGCGCGGCUGGCGGAGAGCGAGCGGGGCAGGGAGGAGGCGCUGGCGCGCUGCGCGCGCCUGGCCGAGGACCUGCGCCGGCGCGACGUCGAGCUGGCGGCGCUGCGCGCCGACCUCCUGUGCCGCGGUGGGCCGGACGACGGCGCGGCGCCGGCUGCCGAGGCCGGGGCAGGAGCCUGA
Molecule: messenger RNA, 660 nt
Organism: Auxenochlorella protothecoides
Lineage: Eukaryota; Viridiplantae; Chlorophyta; Trebouxiophyceae; Chlorellales; Chlorellaceae
Product: ABSCISIC ACID-INSENSITIVE 5-like protein 5
Exons: 3
Coding region: 1-660 (219 amino acids)
Biological process (GO): positive regulation of DNA-templated transcription
Cellular component (GO): nucleus
Molecular function (GO): transcription cis-regulatory region binding; DNA-binding transcription factor activity
Source: RefSeq, a predicted model, not a curated record